Talpa occidentalis (Iberian mole) is the source of this 1067-nucleotide messenger RNA. RefSeq names its product testis expressed 36 (gene TEX36). The transcript is spliced from 4 exons. NCBI's taxonomy places the organism in Eukaryota, Metazoa, Chordata, Mammalia, Eulipotyphla, Talpidae. The record is from RefSeq and is a predicted model, not a curated record. The coding region runs from base 159 to 719 and encodes 186 amino acids.
GUUCUGGUUCCAUGGCCACCACGGACUCCCCUCCUGGUGAGGCUGAGAACUCAAGAUCCGAACCAAGGAGGAGGAGCGGCUCCCCAGAUACGUGGGGCUGAUGAGGUGGGGGAGAGGGAAGAGAGCCCCCUUCAGCCACCAGCAGUUUCCUGUAAAAAAUGGCCAAAGGGAGACGCUUCAACCCACCUUCGGAUAAGGACGGGCGAUGGUUCUCGCACAUCGGACUAACGCAGAAGACACCAGAAUCCAUCACCAGUGCCACACUGAAAGAGCCCCGCAGCCCACAUUUGUCUCAGCAGGUGGAGGGGAAGCUUCCUCCCAUCUACAAGAUACGGGAGAAGCAAGCCGUGAAUAACAACUUCCCCUUCUCCGUACACGACAACCGGCACAGCUUCCAGGACUCUGGACACUACCUGGACAUGGGCUUGGGGCGUAAGAAGAUCCCCCCAGAAAAAAGGCAACAUGUCUCAAGAAAUUUCAAUCUUUGGGCGUGUGACUAUGUUCCAUCUCAUCUGGACGGCUUAUCAAAUAACCAAAUAUCGUAUGUCAGUCAGAAAGCUGCGGAGGUCCCACUCUUCAGACGCUUUCCAAGACACCAUAAUGAGAUCUGGAGCACUUUUAAAUGUAUCCCUGAGAGAAGCCACAAAGAGAUUUUGAAAAAUGGUCCAAAAGUCAGGUUUGCUGUUGACAAAAAUGUCGUUUUUCCAAGUGAGCCCUAGUCCUUCCAGAAGAUUCUUCAUGAGUUUUGUGAUGUUGCUGUUUCAUCGGACUUUCUAAAACCGUGUACUUUCUCAUCCAGCAUUAUCCUUUGACAUAAGAUUUGUUCAGAACAAGAGACUUUACAAACCUUAACAUGGGGUUAAGUUUUCUUGUAGUGAUAAUAUAGAUGCUAAAAAAAAAAGCCUGUAUAUUGAGAAAUGAGAAAUAGACUGCAUUACCAUUCUCUACCUUUAAAACAGUUUCAUGAUUUUCAGUAAGUUUGAAAACAUUCACAUUCUUAUCAAAUAAAGAUGCAUUAUCUCUAGGGUCCAUUUUCAUUUUGGAAUGUCAAGCAAUACUGAGCAAGC